This is a messenger RNA of Chenopodium quinoa (quinoa), 927 nucleotides long. Its product is annotated as pathogenesis-related protein STH-21-like. Gene Ontology annotation, molecular function: protein phosphatase inhibitor activity; abscisic acid binding; signaling receptor activity. The transcript is spliced from 2 exons. Bases 146 to 631 code for a protein of 161 amino acids. Gene Ontology annotation, cellular component: nucleus; cytoplasm. Gene Ontology annotation, biological process: defense response; abscisic acid-activated signaling pathway. The record is from RefSeq and is a predicted model, not a curated record. Lineage: Eukaryota; Viridiplantae; Streptophyta; Magnoliopsida; Caryophyllales; Amaranthaceae.
UAUUUUCUCAUUAUUUGCACAUCCAAUUCUCUUUUCAUCUCAUUCACUAGCUACUCUUACUAGUAAUCUAAAUUCUUCAGUCUUAGCUUCUUCUUUAUAAUAUCCUCUCCAUUUUAUUCCUUAGGAAAACAACACAAUAAUAAUCAUGGGUGUUAUCACAUGCACAUUGGCCGACAUCACCAGUCCAGUCGCCGCGUCCCGAUUGUUCCAAGCUCUUGCCAUUGACAACCACAACUUCAUUCCUAAGACUUUCCCUCAGUUCGCUAAAUCUGUCGAGUUUGUUGAAGGUGACUCCACCACUGUUGGAUGCAUCAAGAAGAUCAAUUUCCCCGAUGAGGCUCCAUUCAAAUAUGUGAAAAAUAGAGUGGACGAGAUUGAUUCCGGCAACUUCUACUUAAAGUACACUUGCAUUGAAGGAGAUGUGUUCCCUGAUACAGUGGAGUACGCUGUGUACGAAGACAAGUACGAGGUAUCCGAAGCCGGAACCAGAUGCAAGAUGGUGGCACACUACCACAUGAAGGGAGAGAAUGUGAUGAAGGAUGAGGAUCUUGAGAAGGCCAAAGAAGGAAUUCAGAAGAUUUUCAAGGCUGUUGAAGAGCAUCUUGUUGCCAAUCCUCAAGUUUAUGCUUGAACUACACUAAAUUAUCCAAGUCUAAUGAGUGAUGAAUCUUUAAUAUUUAUUAUGUUUUCAAUUAUUAGAUCGUUUUCUAUUGUGAAGAGAAAUAAUGUCAUUUAAAAUGAGAUUAUGUAGUGUGUGUGAUGAUGUCCUUUGCUUUUUCGUUGAUGAUUUGAGAAAAAAUAAUGAUGUUUGAGAAAGUGUUGGGGUGAGAUAAGAAUUUAUUAGGCGAUGUUGUAACUUUCAACUGACUAUACAAAUCUUUUUCAGCUUCUCAAUACAUGCAGCAUUUUGAAUUUUUUAUCGGUUUA